This is a messenger RNA of Misgurnus anguillicaudatus (oriental weatherfish), 3450 nucleotides long. It is a transcript of the gene hsph1, whose product is annotated as heat shock 105/110 protein 1. NCBI's taxonomy places the organism in Eukaryota, Metazoa, Chordata, Actinopteri, Cypriniformes, Cobitidae. Gene Ontology annotation, biological process: protein folding. Gene Ontology annotation, cellular component: cytosol; nucleus. The record is from RefSeq and is a predicted model, not a curated record. Gene Ontology annotation, molecular function: ATP-dependent protein folding chaperone; ATP binding.
GCUCUGUCUUACCGAGGAGAGUCCGGUAUGGCUGUUGUGGGCUUUGAUGUGGGCUUUCAGAAUUGCUAUAUUGCGGUGGUCAAGAGCGGAGGCAUCGAAACCAUAUCAAACGAAUUCACUGACAGAUGCACCCCAGCUGUUGUAUCAUUUGGUUCAAAGAACAGGACAAUAGGAAAUGCUGCAAGAAACCAGAUGAUAACCAAUCCUGGAAGCACCAUCUUUCAUUUUAAGAGACUCCAUGGCAGGUUGUUUCAAGAUCAAGUUGUGCAAACUGAGAAGGGGUGUUUACCUUAUGACCUGGUACCACUAAAUGAUGGGAAAGUUGGAGUUAAGGUCGCGUACCUCGAUGAGGAGCACCACUUCAGCAUUGAGCAGAUCACGGCUAUGUUGUUAACCAAAAUGAAGGAGAUUACAGAAGCUAACCUACAGAAGAAAGUGGUGGAGUGUGUCAUCUCUAUCCCCUCAUUCUUCACUGAUUCAGAAAGAAGGUCCGUACUGGAUGCUGCCAAGAUUGCCGGUUUGAACUGCCUGAAGCUUAUAAACGAUAACACCGCAGUGGCUUUAAACUAUGGCAUAUACAAAGAGGAUCUACCAGGCACUGACGAAAAGCCGAGGAUUGUUGCGUUUGUAGACAUGGGCCACUCAGCUUUGCAGGUUUCGGUUUGUGCAUUCAGCAAAGGAACGGUGAAGGUACUGUCGACUGCCUUUGAUCCCUAUUUGGGGGGGAAGGACUUUGAUCAGAGGCUGGUGGAGUACUUCUGUGCCGAGUUUAAAUCCAAGUACAAGCUGGAUGUGAAGUCCAGGGUUCGAGCUCUGUUGCGGCUGACGCAGGAGUGCGAGAAGCUCAAGAAAUUGAUGAGCAGCAACGCCACAGACAUUCCUCUAAACAUUGAGUGUUUUAUGGAUGACAAAGAUGUCUCUGGAAAAAUGAACAGGGCUAAAUUCGAAGAGCUGUGUGGUGAUCUGAUCGAGAGAGUUAGGGUUCCUUUGGUGGCAGCUCUAGAGCAGGCACAUGUGCAGCUUCAGGACAUUAGUGCUGUGGAGAUUGUAGGUGGAGCGACACGCAUACCAGCGGUGAAGGCCCAGAUCUGUAAGUUCUUCAAGAGGGAUGUGAGCACCACUUUAAAUGCAGAUGAGGCAGUGGCCAAAGGUUGCGCAUUACAGUGUGCCAUGAUGUCCCCUGCAUUCAGAGUACGAGACUUUACGAUCACAGAUGCUGUCCCAUUCCCAAUCUCUCUUUCCUGGACCAGUGAAGCAGAUGAAGGCAAAUCCUGUCAUGAAAUAUUUGGCAGGAACCAACCUUGUCCUUCAGCCAAAAUCAUCACGUUUUACAGGAACAAGCCUUUUGUUUUGGAAGCUUUUUAUUCAGAUCCAGAUUCACUGCCGUUUCCCGAGGCGAAAAUCGGGGAAUAUAAAGUGCAGAACAUUCAACCUCAGGAGAAUGGAGAAAAGGCAAAGGUGAAGGUCAAAGUUCAAGUUGAUUGCAGUGGUAUAGUCAGUGUAACCUCAGCCAUGGCGGUCCUGCGGGUCAGCGCUGAUGAUGAAACUACCAAAGUAAAUGGGGAGAUGGACAAUGAUGAUGGGAUUGACGUGGAUGCACAGGACAAGACACAGGAGACAAGCUCUGAUCAGCUCUCGAUAGACAAAGAAAACCUGCAAACAGCACAGUGUCCCCUCAUGAAACCAGACCUGAAUCAAUCAGAUGCAUUGAGCAUGAACGGAGAGGUAAACAAUCAACCCCCUGAUGCUAAAAAAGCAAGGAUGAAGGUCAAACAUGUUGGGCUCCCCAUUGAGAAGAUGACUACUCAGCAGUUACCAAAGGAGAGGCUAAGCACGUAUAUUGUUCAGGAGAGAAAGAUGAUACAGCAGGAUUGCCAGGAGAAAGAGCGAAACAAUGCCAAAAAUGCAGUUGAAGAAAAUGUUUAUUACUACAGACACAAGCUGGAGGGCCCCUUUCAGACGUUUCUAAAUGCUGAAGACCGUCGGACGUUCUUUGAACUUUUAAAUGGAACAGAGGACUGGCUGUAUGAAGAAGGAGCAGACCAAGAUAAGCAGACCUACCUUAACAAACUGGAGGAGAUCCAAAAACUGGGUUUGCCUGUCCAAGACAGAUACCAGGAGUCCAUAAAGAGACCCCAAAUGUUUGAAGAGCUGUCAGCCAAAAUACAGAACUACAUGACUAUUAUGGAGGAGUUUAAGAAUGGAAAUGACAAUUACAGUCAUAUUGACGCCAUGGAUAUGGACAAAGUCAAAGUGUGUGUUGAAGAUACACAGUUAUGGAUGACAAACAUGCAGAAUUCUCAGGAUAAACUUGCACCCGAUCAGGAACCCUCAAUACACAGCACUCAGAUCCAGAUGAAAUUACAGGCACUUAACAACAUUUGUGAGGAGAUUGUAUCCAAACCCAAGCCCAGAGUCGACUAUCCUAUGGAUGAUGACAUUCAACCAGAGCCUCAACACAAUAAGAAAAGUCCAGAAGAUGUCACAAUGGAAUACACAGAUUUUGUGCAAAAUGACGCAGAACACAAGCAUAUUGAGUAGUGCCCUGUUUCUACACAUUGUCAUUGCCUGUGGAUUGUUCAGUAAGUGUCAUGUAAACAUAGUUAAAUAAAGAUUUUUGUUUCUUAUAUUUAAUGUUAAGAGGUGCACUUUACUGUUUAUCUUAUGUUAAGAGUAAUAUCAGAUUUUUCUGUAGUUUUGUGUUAUCUUAAUGUGGCAUUCACCUUGAUAUCUUUUAAGUUUGUAUUUGCUUCAUAGUUUCUAUCUGACCUUAAAGCGGCUGAAACCCUGCUGUGUUUGAGUUCUUUAUUCACAUCAUUUAUUGACAGAUCUAUUGCUGAAAUGAGUUGAUCAAAACUAGCUUCUGUUGCUGACUCUGCUUAAGUAGAUAUAGCGUUAAAGGGACACUUCAACCAAAAAUGAAAAUUCUGUCAUCAUUGUAUUGUUCUUAACCUGUAUGAGUUUCUUUAUUCUGUUGAGUACAAAAUAAAAUAUUUCGACAAAUGAUGAUAAGCACACAAUUGACGGUACCCAUUACCGCCCACUGUGUGGUUACCAUUAUUUAUCAAAAUAUCUUCUUUUGUGUUCAACAGCAUAAAUAAAAUCAUCAUUUAAAACAACAUGUGAUGACAGAAUUUUUAUUUUUGGGUGAACUGUCCCUUCCAGUGUCCAUACAGAUACUGUGGAAAAGUAAAAACUUGCAAUUUCACAAAUGAAUGUACUGAAAAAGCUGCUGCCAUACGCUUUACUGUUCUCUUUGUGCAGCCAAUAUGUAAAAUGUAUGAUUUAUUUAUAGCAUAUACUGACAGUGACAUCCGUACAGCUAGAGAUUCACUAGCAUUCAUUGUGAAAUUUGUUGAUAAAGUGCAUUGAGUAUUGUACAGUACCUGAUGUCUGUUCUUUUGCGUUCUCCUUUUGCCACAAAUCACAAUAAAAUAACACUUUUUGAAA